This is a messenger RNA of Anolis sagrei ordinatus, 2114 nucleotides long. RefSeq names its product protein phosphatase, Mg2+/Mn2+ dependent 1H (gene PPM1H). Gene Ontology annotation, molecular function: protein serine/threonine phosphatase activity. Lineage: Eukaryota; Metazoa; Chordata; Lepidosauria; Squamata; Anolidae. The record is from RefSeq and is a predicted model, not a curated record. Gene Ontology annotation, biological process: protein dephosphorylation.
CUGCUGCUGCUGCUUCCUUGGGGGGUUUGUCCCCUCUCCAUGCGGCGCCUCCAUUGCGGAAGCGCUUGGGCUCCAGGGGCGCCGCAGGAGGAGGAGGAGGAGGAGGAGGAGGGAGAGGCUUCUGCUGAGCCGUCGCCCUGCGCCCUUGCCUUCCCGCCGCCCGCCGCCGCCGCCGGCCCCGCGAGCUGGAUGCGGGCUCUCCCGGCCGCCGCCGCCCCGGGGCUGGUGGCGCAGGAGGGGGCGCCGGAGGGGGCCCGGGGACAGCCUCGCCCUCCGCCGGCCGCGGGACCAUGCUGACUCGGGUCAAGUCCGCCGUGGCCAAUUUCAUGGGAGGCAUCAUGGCUGGCGGGUCGGAGCACGGCGGAGGGGGAGGAGGAGGAGGAGGAGGGGGCUCGGACCUGCCCCUGCGCUUCCCUUACGGCCGCGCCGAGUUCCUGGGCCUCUCGCCCGACGAGGUGGAGUGCUCCGCCGACCACAUCGCCCGGCCCAUCCUCAUCCUCAACAAGGAGAGCCAGCGCCUGCCCUGGACCACGGGAUACGCCGAGGUGAUCAAUGCGGGCAAAAGUACACACAAUGAAGACCAGGCCAGUUGUGAAGUUCUUACUGUAAAGAAGAAAGCAGGAGGAAGUAAUUCCACACCAAACAAAAACUCCUCUUCCAAACGGAGAUCUUCAUUGCCAAAUGGCGAAGGCUUACAGCUGAAAGAGAACUCAGAAUCAGAUGGCAUCUCUUUCCAUUACUGGUCAUUAUUUGAUGGUCAUGCUGGCUCUGGGGCAGCCGUUGUCGCUUCAAAGCUGCUUCAGCAUCACAUUGUGGAGCAACUACAGGAGAUUGUAGACAUCCUGAGAAACUCUGCUGUGCCUCCCCCAACCUGCCUGGGGGAGGAGCCGGAAAACAUGAAUGCCAGCAGCCGAACUUUGACUAGGGCAGCCUCCUUACGGGGAAGCGCUGGAGCCCCGGGCUCACCUGGCACUCCACCAACUCGCUUCUUUACCGAGAAGAAGAUCUCUCAGGAGUGCCUUGUUAUUGGGGCAAUUGAGACAGCAUUUAGGGAAAUGGAUUUGCAGAUAGAGCAAGAAAGGACUGUGUACAAUAUCUCUGGUGGUUGUACGGCUCUUGUUGUCGUGUAUUUACUCGGAAAGCUCUAUGUGGCAAACGCUGGAGACAGCAGGGCUAUAAUAGUCCGAAAUGGAGAAGUCAUUCCGAUGUCAUCAGAGUUCACUCCAGAAACAGAGAGACAGCGUCUUCAGUAUCUGGCAUAUAUGCAGCCCCAUUUGCUGGGAAAUGAGUUUACACACUUGGAGUUUCCAAGGAGGGUUCAGCGUAAGGAAGUUGGAAAAAGGAUGCUUUACAGAGACUUCAACAUGACUGGCUGGGCAUACAAAACCAUUGAAGAGGAUGACUUGAAGUUUCCUCUUAUAUACGGCGAAGGCAAGAAGGCUCGUGUCAUGGCAACAAUUGGGGUGACGAGAGGACUUGGUGAUCAUGACCUGAAGGUGCAUGACUCAAACAUCUACAUCAAGCCUUUUUUGUCUUCAGCUCCGGAGGUGCGAGUGUAUGAUCUUCUCCAGUAUGAACAUGGCCCAGAUGAUGUGCUAAUCUUAGCUACUGAUGGACUCUGGGAUGUACUAUUAAAUGAAGAAGUGGCAGAAGCUGUGACUAACUUCCUGCCAAAUUGUGACCCUGAGGACCCCCAUAGGUACACAUUAGCAGCUCAGGAUUUGGUCAUGCGAGCCAGAGGAGUGCUGAAGGACAGAGGAUGGAGGAUAUCCAACGAUAGACUGGGUUCAGGAGAUGACAUUUCUGUCUACGUCAUUCCUUUAAUACAUGGAAACAAACUCUUGUAAAACCAGCACCAAUACUAGUAAUAGGGAACAUUUGCUUUUUAGUAACAAUUGAUGGAAGAGACAGGCUAUUAAGAAAUGAGAAUAUUGUGUUUCUAACAUAUAUAUUCUUUACUGAGUUUGGUUGAACCUGGCUAUUUCUACUUGAAAUGUAGGGCUGAAUUGUACAUGAUUUAAAGGUAUCUCUUAGAAGCUUCCCUAUGUUUAUGUUUUUGGUGCAUAAGAGGAUCAUAAAUUUAUGCUGCUAGAGUAUUAGUAAUUUCUUGUUAA